AAAACCCUAGCUCACCCCCUCCGCUCCUCCCCGGCCCGUAUGGACUCCCCGCUCCGCCCCCCUCCCAAUUCCAAUCCCAAUCCGGAAUCCGGGAGAAACCCUAGUGUCGUCGCCAUCCCUGGAGAAAUCGACCCCUCCUCUGAAUCGCUCGCCGUCGAGCCCGGUCGCGCUUCACUCGUUGAGGAUGAAGACUAUGGAUCCAACCCAGAUGGCUCCGACCGAAAAGGUGACGACUUGGAGAUCUCUGGAGAAGGAUUCGGUGCCGGUGCCGUGAAUAUAGAAGAGUCAGGGUUUGAAAGUCUCGAAUUCGGUUCUCCCAUCGAUCGGAAGAUGGGAAAAGUUAGCUUGACGGUUCCUUCUUAUGCUACUGAUUCGAAGGAAGCCGGAGAAGUCGGCCCUUUACCUGAAUCCCUCGCCGUCGAGCCCGAUCAUUCUCUAUUGCUGGGAGUUGAAGUCUAUGGACCCAACUUGGCUAUCUCCCAUCGAAAAGGUGCCGAAUUAGAGCUCGCUGGAGAAGAAUUCGGUGCCGGCGCCGUGAAUGCAUACGGAUCGGCGUCUAAAAGCCUCGAAUUGGGCUCUUCGAUCGAUCAGAAGAUGGAAAAAGUUAGCUUGACGGAUCCUUCCUAUCCUAUUAAUUCGAAGGAGAAUGGAGAUGGAGUCCUUAUGGCUGUUGAUGCCGUUCCUUUGUAUCCCGGCGUAGAUGGAAGUGCCCAAACAUCAAAGGAGGAUGGAAACGGUGAGAUUUCUUUGUCCACCGAGUCGAAAAUGGUGGGUGAAGAUGAUGCCACUGAUAGUGACGAGGAUAGCAGUGAGACGGAAUCAGAGGAGCUAGAGAGUGAUGAUGAUUCAUUGAGUGAAGAGUCUUCUUCUUCGAGCAGCAUAGAGGAGGAUGAGGAUGGUGAUAGCCAUGUUCGUGAGGAAGAUGAAAAAGAUCGAGAGGUGGCGUUUAUUGGCAGCGAAGGUGAAGAAGAGGAUGUGAAAGGAGUCAUCAAGUCAAAAAAUGAGCUCGAGGAGCUACCUCCUGUUCCUCAAAUUGAAGUAAGCUUACAACCACGGCAUCAGUUGUUGCCAGUGGGGGCGAUCGCAUCUAUGUUUGGCACAAGAGUUAUUGUUGAGGGUUCGGUAAAUCACAACCCUCUUAAUGAGGGUUCUAUUCUUUGGAUAACAGAUACUAGGUCCCCAUUAGGACUCGUGGAUGAAAUAUUUGGACCUGUAAAGUGCCCUUACUAUGUUGUCAGAUAUAAUUCCGAUAAGGAUGUCCCACCUGGAAUCAGUGAAGGCACUGCUGUCUCGUUCGUAACAGAGUUUGCAUAUAAAAUCCUCAAUGAGAAGGACCUCUACAAGAAAGGUUAUGAUGCAUCAGGUGAGAACGAUGAGGAGGUCACUGAUGAGGUGGAGUUCUCAGAUGACGAGAAGGAAGCUCAGUACAAGAGAUCUCUAUCCCAGGAAAAGAGAGGGAUUGAUGAUAAGAGACAGGGCAAUCGACAGAAUGCCUUGAGAAAGAAAAAGACUAAAUCCAAGGGUGCUGAGCCUCGAAAGGGCUUGCGGCCUUUCCUCCCUCAUGGUCAGGCAUCUCUAGGUGCAGAUAAUUUUGCUUAUGAAAGAGGUUCAUGUUCGUUGGGAGCUGGGAAUGCAAGUGUAACUGCUCCUCCAAUAGCACCAUCUGUUCCACAGGCAAUGAAUGCAGCUGGUUGUCACACUAUCUUUCACCAGUUCUCGCAGCAGCAACCGAAUGCUAUGUGUGCUCCUGGAAUGCCACCACCGCAGCAGCCAAAUGCUUUCUGGCCUUAUGGAAUGGCACUGCCACUGCCACUGCAACAGCAGCCAAAUGAUAUUCGGUCUCCUGGAAUGCUAUCACAGCAGCAACCAAAUGCUGUUAUUGCAGGAUUUCAGAUGGAUGGCUCACCAAGCCAGCUGUUGGGAAACCAUGUCCAUCAGCAGCAGCAUCAAAAUCAGGUUUCUAGUAGCAAUAUGAAUGCGAUGCCAUCGCAGCAGCAGUUCUUUCCUUUAUUUGGAGCCACUGCCAGCGUGCCAUGGCCAUGCAGGCCAUCAAAUGUCUAUGCCGGCCGGGCUCCUGGAAUGCUAUCACAGCAGCAACCAAAUGUUGUUAUUGCAGGAUUUCAGAUGGAUGGCUCACCAAGCCAGCAGUUGGGAAACCAUGUCCCUCAGCUGCAUCAAAAUCAGGUUUCUAGUAGUAAUAUGAAUGCGAUGCCAUCGCAGCAGCAGCAGUUCUUUCCUUUAUUUGGAGCCACCGCCAGCUUUUCAUGGCCAUUCAGGCCAUCAAAUGUCUAUGCCGGUCCGGUGGCACCUGGGCUGGUGGCACCGGUUGGCGUCAGUCAAGCACCAUCUGGGCAAGGCAAUAUAUCUAUGCAAAGAAGUUCGGUGCUACGUAGAGAGCAGAGUAACCAACAAAUUUCACCAGCCAUUGUUCAAGCUGGGAUGUCGCCUGGAGUUCAAUUCAAUCUAGGGAGUCCAUCCGAUCGUGGAACAAAGCUUUAUGUGCGUGGAAAAAGUGGCAGAAGUAGGCGAAGAGGGUAGAUUUUGUUCUUCCUUUUUUUUUCCCCCAGUCUGAAUGUAUUUUGAACAGAUAGAUGGCAGAGAGCUUUACCUUAUGUGAUGUAUUUUCUUCCAUCUUGAACAUGUAGAUGGUUUAAAACUUUGCCAUCAUAUGCAGCCUCUCGAACAUAACCCCUCUAUUUUGAAUAUUAUUUAUUAUAUGGGGUAUGCUACGUUACAUAUUAAA
Messenger RNA from Elaeis guineensis (African oil palm), 2743 nucleotides. The record is from RefSeq and is a predicted model, not a curated record. NCBI's taxonomy places the organism in Eukaryota, Viridiplantae, Streptophyta, Magnoliopsida, Arecales, Arecaceae.